AUGCAGCUGAGAGGUGACAUACUGGUAUCCUGCAAUGCGGAUAGCGAUGUUCGGGUAUGGAAUAUACGGGACGGUUCGUGUAUGUAUCGCCUUCAUGGUCCAAAUGGGCAUACUUCAGCUAUCACUUCUCUCCAGUUUCUGGACAACGGCAUUGUAGUUACUAGUGGUGAUGAUGGAGCCGUAAAAUUAUGGGACGUUGUAAAAGGAGAAUUUGUUCGCGAUCUUGUUCGCCUAUCGUCGGGAGGAAGUGGUGGAUGCAUUUGGCGUCUGAAGGCGACCAGCAAUCUAUUAGCAUGUGCGGCUGGUUCUCGAAACGGCACUGAGGAUACGAAAAUUAUACUACUGGAUUUUGACGCUGGAUAUCCAUAA
Cooperia oncophora is the source of this 369-nucleotide messenger RNA. The record is from the annotation of a GenBank genome assembly. NCBI's taxonomy places the organism in Eukaryota, Metazoa, Nematoda, Chromadorea, Rhabditida, Trichostrongylidae.